Oryza brachyantha (malo sina) is the source of this 1755-nucleotide messenger RNA. RefSeq names its product UDP-glucuronic acid decarboxylase 2. The record is from RefSeq and is a predicted model, not a curated record. Gene Ontology annotation, biological process: D-xylose metabolic process. Gene Ontology annotation, molecular function: NAD+ binding; UDP-glucuronate decarboxylase activity. Gene Ontology annotation, cellular component: cytoplasm. Bases 149 to 1495 code for a protein of 448 amino acids. NCBI's taxonomy places the organism in Eukaryota, Viridiplantae, Streptophyta, Magnoliopsida, Poales, Poaceae. The transcript is spliced from 6 exons.
ACCACACCUCGCAAGUUGGAGAUUUUGCAGAUAGGUCCCUGGUGGUGAGGGGUAGUUUUGCGCGGAGGGGCUCGGGGUUUGCGAGGUUUUACAAACAGGUCCCUGUGUCGCGUCUGCCUCUCGGCGCCGGGGGGCAGGUGAGGGUGAGAUGGCGUCGGAGCUGACAUACCGCGGCGGCGGCGGCGCGGCGCAGGGCGGGGAGGCGGCGGCGGGGGGUUACUCGCCGAAGCCAUCGAAGCCGCUCGCAUGGCUGCCCCGCGCCGCGCGGUACGCGGCCGGGGAGCACCGCCCGCUCUUCGCCCUCGCCGGGAUGCUCGUCGCCGCCGCCGUCUUCUCCCUCGCCGGCUCCGGCUCCGGCUCCGGUUCUUCCUCCGGCGCCGCCGCGGGGGGUUCGUCCGCGUACUCCGCGCAGGUGUCCAACCCGCUGGCGCGGUUCUCGGUGGAGCCGGGCGUGCACCACCACCACCGGGAGGCGCAGCAGUUCGUCGGCGGGAAGGUGCCGCUGGGGCUGAAGCGGAAGGGGCUCCGGGUGCUGGUGACCGGGGGAGCCGGGUUCGUGGGGAGCCACCUGGUGGACCGGCUGGUGGAGCGCGGCGACAGCGUGAUCGUGGUGGACAACCUCUUCACGGGGCGGAAGGAGAACGUGGUGCACCACUUCGGCAACCCCAACUUCGAGAUGAUCCGCCACGACGUCGUCGAGCCCAUCCUCCUCGAGGUCGACCAGAUCUACCACCUCGCCUGCCCCGCCUCCCCCGUCCACUACAAGUACAACCCCGUCAAGACGAUCAAGACCAACGUGGUUGGGACGCUGAACAUGCUUGGAUUGGCGAAGAGGAUCAAUGCCAGGUUCCUCCUCACCAGCACCAGCGAGGUCUAUGGUGAUCCCCUCCAGCAUCCUCAGGUGGAGACUUACUGGGGCAAUGUCAAUCCCAUUGGUGUGAGGAGUUGUUAUGAUGAAGGCAAGCGCACAGCUGAAACUUUGACCAUGGACUAUCACCGUGGUGCCAACCUUGAGGUCAGGAUUGCUCGGAUCUUCAACACAUAUGGCCCUCGCAUGUGCAUCGAUGAUGGACGUGUUGUCAGCAACUUUGUUGCUCAGGCUUUGAGGAAGGAGCCUUUGACAGUGUACGGUGAUGGAAAGCAGACCAGGAGCUUCCAAUAUGUGUCUGACCUGGUUGAGGGGUUGAUGAGGCUGAUGGAAGGUGAGCACGUAGGGCCAUUCAACCUUGGUAACCCUGGUGAGUUCACCAUGCUGGAGCUGGCCAAGGUUGUCCAGGACACCAUCGACCCGAACGCAAAGAUCGAAUUCCGUGCCAACACUCAGGAUGACCCGCACAAGCGCAAGCCCGACAUCAGCCGUGCCAAGGAGCUCCUUGGGUGGGAGCCAAAGAUCCCCCUCCACAAGGGCCUUCCCCUCAUGGUCACCGACUUCCGCAAGCGCAUUUUCGGCGACCAAGAUAGCGCCGCCACUACCACCGGAGGCCAACAAGGGUAGAAGGAGGAGGAAGACGACUCUUGGAAAUUUUGGUGGCCUGCUUCUCUAGCUGCUUGGUUAAGUUCAUUACUGACAAAGGCAUGGCCUCUCAUAGUUAGUUCCGUUGGAACCGUUUGUUACUAAAGAUACCUUGGUUGCUGCUGCUGCUGCCUGUGUUGUCAUUCUUUUUUUCCUUGUAAUUUUUCUCUGCCUCCUCUCAGUCUCAUCUAUACGAAAUUUCAGUUGGAGAUAAAGUUGUGGAUCUUCUGAUUCUUUGUUGA